AUGAUUGAAGAAAAAGAAAUUGAAUAUCAAGACGAAAAAAAUAUAAUAAUUCUUUGCACAAAUUUUGACUAUUAAAAUGGAAUUAGGUAAGUAAGUGCAGCCAUAAUAAAUUAUGACUAAAGAAAAUUCCAAAUAACCGAAUUCCAAGACUCUGAGCAUUUUUCAAACUUCGAAUCUUUAUUAGUAUAAACUAAUCCAUAAGAUUAAUAAACAAAAUUCGUACUCUACAUAAAUUAUCCAGAUUUAUAAACUGAAAAAGAAAAAAUAUAAGAUAUAAUAGGAUAAUGUGAUAUAUAAUCUAUAUAAGAAAGAGAAAAAAAAUAUUUCCUUGAAAAGAAUUAUACUGAAGAUAUAAAUAAAUUAUUAAAAAAGUCUUUAUAAUAACACAUAUAAGAAAGCACAUUAACUUCAGCUUUAUAAUGUUUAAACUGUGCUGUAUUAGAUUAAUAAUUAAGUAAAGAUUAAUCAAACUUCAAAUAAUUUACAUUAGAGAAAUUCGUAUUAAAUAAAUUCAUGAAACUAGAUUUAGCAGCAAUAAAUGCUCUUUUAAUAUUUCCAAAGCAACAAGAUUAAUAUAGAAAAAGUUUAAUGGGAGGAGCAGAGCAAUCAUUUUAAACCCUAGUUGAUUUAUUGGAUAAAUGUAAAACUUAAAUAGGAAGUCGUCUUUUAAGAAGAUGGAUAAGACAGCCUUUAUAAGACGAAGAAGAGAUUAAUAAAAGACUAGAUAUAGUUGAAUAUUUAAUAUAGAAAAAUGAUUUAAGGAAUUAUUUAUAGACUGAUUUUUUAAGAAAAAUAGCUGAUUUAGAUAAACUAUAUGUAAAAUUCUAUAAAGUGGCUUCUAAUAAGAAACAUAAUUGUAACCUUUCCGAUUGUAUAAAAGUCUAUUCUUUAGUCGAAAACAUGAAUUUGCUAUAUUAAUAUUUAGAAAACUAAGAAAAUACCUAAAUUUCUGAAAACUAGCUACUUAAUCCACUUUUCGAGCUUUAGAAUUAAUUCAAUAAACUUUAGAGUAUGAUAAAAUAGUCUAUAGAUCUAGAAAAAGCCAAAAGUUAGAAUGAAUAUAUGGUAAAUCCUAUGUUUUCACCUGCGUUGACUGAAAUAUCUAAAAAAAUGAAGACUAUUUAAAGUGAAAUAAAUUCUCUAAAAUAAGAAUACGCACGAGAAUUGGGUGUAGAAAUAAAAAUUGUAGACUCAAAUACUCAUACAUACCUUUUCGAAGGUAAAAAAAAGGAAACAGAUGAUGCUUUUAGGAGAAAAAACCAUCAAAAAUAUAAAAUUAUAUCUAUGAAAAAAACUACUAUUUUAUAUACUACAGAAGAUUUAUAGUCUUUAGUAGCGGAAUAUAAUUGCAUUAGUGAUGAAUAUACGUAAGAAUAAAAAUAAGUAGUGGAUAAAAUACUCGCUGUAGUCUCUUCUUAUUACCCUGCGAUGGAAAAUGCUAGUUCUUAUAUUAGUUAAUUGGAUGUAUUAUCUACUUUUGCUUAAUUAGUGGUAAAUUCGCCUACAAAAUAUACAAAACCUGAUAUUUAAGUAUAGAAUAACAGAAUUAAUUUAGUCUAGUGUAGACAUCCGUGUUUAGAGGUUGUUGAUAAUAAUUGUGUGCCAAAUGAUUGCUAUAUGGAUAAGGAAAAGAGCAGGUUUCAUAUAAUUACAGGCCCAAACAUGGGAGGAAAAAGUACUUAUAUACGAUAAGUAGCUUUGUGUGUUUUAUUAGCACAUGUGGGUUGUUAUAUUCCUGCAGAAAAGGCAGAAAUGCCUGUUAUAGAUGCAAUUAUUACUAGAGUAGGGGCGAGUGAUAUGUAAAUAAGGGGAAUAAGUACAUUUAUGAGUGAAAUGUUGGAAGCAAGCUGUAUGUUAAAAACUGCUAGUGAAAAAUCACUUAUUAUUAUUGAUGAAUUAGGGAGAGGAACAGCAACUAAUGAAGGAUUUGGAUUAGCUUGGGCUAUUUCAGAAUAUAUAGUUGAGAAAAUAUAGGGCUUUUGCCUUUUUGCAACACAUUUUCACGAAAUGACGAAAAUGGGAAAAGAAAUGAAAGGUGUAGUCAAUUAUUAUGUAGAUUGUGUUGCUGUUAAUAAUAAAUUAACAAUGUAAUAUAGAGUAAAAGAGGGUUUCGC
Ichthyophthirius multifiliis is the source of this 2114-nucleotide messenger RNA. RefSeq lists its product as hypothetical. Gene Ontology annotation, cellular component: nucleus; MutSalpha complex. The transcript is spliced from 2 exons. The annotation marks the transcript as partial. Gene Ontology annotation, biological process: mismatch repair; mitotic recombination. The record is from RefSeq and is a predicted model, not a curated record. Gene Ontology annotation, molecular function: ATP binding; ATP-dependent DNA damage sensor activity; mismatched DNA binding. Lineage: Eukaryota; Ciliophora; Oligohymenophorea; Hymenostomatida.